UCCCUCCAAGAAUACUCUCUUCUUCUUCUUCCAAAGAAAACCCAAGAAGAACGAUGCUGAAAGCCGUUAAUGGCUUCUUCGGGAAGAAGAAAACAAACCCUUCUUUCAAAGACUACUACUUAGACUGGUUCAACCAACUCAAGAACAACCACCUCCCGAGUCUCCGCCGCUCAAUCCACGACUCCUCCAUAGCCCAACUCUCCACCCAAGUCGACAUCGUCCGCCACCACUUCCACUCCUACUACGACGCUCUCGACCUCGCCGCCUCCGACGACGUCACUCAGCUCCUCUACCCCGACUGGCGUAACCCGCUAGAGAAGCCCUUCCUCUGGCUCGGCGAUCUCCACCCUUAUCUCUUCACCAACCUCCUCCGCUCCUUCUUCGACGACGGCGACGACGAAGACGGCUCCGAAGAAAACGACACCGUUUUCGAGAAACUCGCCGGGGACGUAUUGUUUAGCGAGGUGGGAGAGGUUUUCAACCGUCCUUGGCACAUCGUCAUGGCGUGGAAGAACCCGUCUGAUGUCUUAAUGGGCCGGAUCGAGCAGAUUGAAUGUGGGCUUAGGCUUAUGGUCCCAGCUUUGGGCCUUCGAGCUAGGAAGGCCCAAGGUGGGCUUGUGGAAACGGUGGCUGGGGAUUGGGCCCGGAGGAGGGAGGUGGCGGGUGAGGUGGUGGAGAAGGCGUUGGGGAGUGAAAUGGAGGAGUUGGCGGCGGUGUUUGUCGACGCUAAUAGGCUUCGCCGGAGUGUUUUGGCUGAGAUUAUUGGGGCCACAAGUGUUUAUCAGGCUGCUCUGUUUCUUGAAGGCCUGGCCCAAUUUCUUGUUGGGUUUAGGGACCCUGAUUUGGUUUCUGACUUUCUAACUUGCAAGACUCCUCUCACUCUCACUAAAAUUUCUUAGAUUUUUCUUUUUGAGUUCAUGAAAAAUGUUCAUAUUUUCUUCUGAAUGCAUUGGGGUAGAAUUGUUUGUUCUUGUGUUCUAUGUAGUUAGUUUAGUUGAUUAAUUUGGCUUUGUUACUAGUGUUGGUACACACACAAAAUUAGCCUUUG
Molecule: messenger RNA, 1048 nt
Organism: Humulus lupulus (European hop)
Lineage: Eukaryota; Viridiplantae; Streptophyta; Magnoliopsida; Rosales; Cannabaceae
Product: protein INAPERTURATE POLLEN1
Exons: 1
Coding region: 54-899 (281 amino acids)
Biological process (GO): DNA-templated transcription
Molecular function (GO): sequence-specific DNA binding
Source: RefSeq, a predicted model, not a curated record